AUGGAGCAGAUAUCGGCAACGUCGACGAACGUUAUUCCGGGUACAUUUCAGGGGAGUCGAGACGAUGUCGCGGGCCAAAUCGGGUUGGUUUGGCAGCAAAUGAAGGCGCCACUGAUUGUUGCCUUUCUGAAAGUUAUGGUUGUUUUGUGUCUGGCAAUGUCGAUAAUGCUUUUCAUUGAAAGAGUGUAUAUGGGGAUUGCCAUAGUCUUCCUCAAGUUGUUUGGGAGAAAACCUGAGAAAAGGUACAAAUGGGAGCCGAUGAAGGAUGAUGUCGAGCUCGGUAGUUCUGCUUAUCCUAUGGUUCUAAUACAAAUCCCAAUGUACAAUGAAAAAGAGGUUUAUCAACUUUCGAUUGGAGCUGCAUGUGGACUUUCAUGGCCAUCUGAUCGGAUCAUAAUUCAAGUUCUCGAUGAUUCAACAGAUCAUACAAUUAAGAGCAUGGUGGAACAAGAAUGCCAAAGAUGGGGAAGCAAAGGGGUAAACAUAAGGUACGAGAUAAGGGACAACAGGAAUGGAUACAAAGCAGGUGCUUUGAAAGAAGGAAUGAAACACAUCUACGUCAAACACUGUGAUUAUGUUGCCAUUUUCGAUGCUGAUUUCCAGCCUGAACCGGACUUCCUAUGGCGCACCAUCCCUUUUAUUGUGAACAACCCUGAAAUUGCACUGGUUCAAGCACGUUGGAAAUUUGUCAACGCAAAUGAAUGCUUAAUGACAAGGAUGCAAGAGAUGUCAUUGGAUUAUCAUUUCAAAGUUGAACAGGAAGUGGGGUCUUCAGCCUAUGCUUUCUUCGGUUUCAAUGGGACGGCUGGUGUAUGGAGAAUUUCAGCACUCAACGAAGCUGGUGGAUGGAAAGACAGAACGACCGUGGAGGACAUGGAUUUGGCCGUCCGAGCUAGUCUUAAAGGCUGGAAAUUUGUUUACGUCGGCGAACUCAAGGUGAAAAAUGAGUUGCCAAGUACAUUCAAAGCUUAUAGGUAUCAACAGCAUAGAUGGUCAUGUGGCCCUGCUAAUCUCUUCAAAAAAAUGGCAAUCGAAAUCAUAAGAAAUAAGAAAGUUACUCUAUGGAAGAAGCUUUAUGUGAUCUACAGUUUCUUCUUCGUCCGAAAGAUAGUAGCUCACAUUGUCACAUUGUUUUCUACUGUUUCGUUUUACCCUCAACUUUUCGUUCCUGAAGUCCAUGUUCCUAAGUGGGGUGCUGUCUACAUUCCUUCUAUCAUCACUCUCCUCAACGCUGUUGGAACCCCGAGGUCAUUGCAUCUGGUGAUGUUCUGGAUUCUCUUUGAGAAUGUGAUGUCUUUACAUCGGACCAAGGCAACGUUUAUCGGUCUGCUGGAGGCCGGAAGAGUAAAUGAAUGGGUUGUUACCGAAAAAUUGGGAGAUGCUCUCAAGACUAAAGUUGGUGCAAAAGCUACCAAGAAACCCCGAAUCCGAAUCGGAGAAAGGCUUCAUUUGCUUGAGCUUGGUGUUGGGGCAUACCUCUUCUUCUGUGGCUGCUAUGACAUGGCUUUUGGAAAGAAUCGCUAUUUCAUGUUCCUCUUCCUCCAGUCUAUUGCUUUCUUCAUCGCCGGUUUCGGUUACAUCGGAACCUUUGUUUCAUCAUCUUAGUCCCCAUAAUGAUCAAAGCCUACAUAUCCUCCCCCAC
This is a messenger RNA of Hibiscus syriacus, 1642 nucleotides long. RefSeq names its product glucomannan 4-beta-mannosyltransferase 9-like. The transcript is spliced from 9 exons. The record is from RefSeq and is a predicted model, not a curated record. Lineage: Eukaryota; Viridiplantae; Streptophyta; Magnoliopsida; Malvales; Malvaceae. Gene Ontology annotation, molecular function: mannan synthase activity. Bases 1 to 1605 code for a protein of 534 amino acids. Gene Ontology annotation, cellular component: Golgi apparatus.